Messenger RNA from Salmo salar (Atlantic salmon), 3025 nucleotides. It is a transcript of the gene pde6gb, whose product is annotated as phosphodiesterase 6G, cGMP-specific, rod, gamma, paralog b. NCBI's taxonomy places the organism in Eukaryota, Metazoa, Chordata, Actinopteri, Salmoniformes, Salmonidae. Gene Ontology annotation, cellular component: photoreceptor outer segment membrane. Gene Ontology annotation, biological process: positive regulation of G protein-coupled receptor signaling pathway; positive regulation of epidermal growth factor receptor signaling pathway; visual perception. The record is from RefSeq and is a predicted model, not a curated record. Gene Ontology annotation, molecular function: 3',5'-cyclic-nucleotide phosphodiesterase activity; cGMP binding.
CGUCAGCCCCACCUGGCCUUCAUAGCAAACCUAGCAUAGACCCACACACACAUCUACUAGAGAGAGCUGUGCUCAGAGCUCACGUCCACUCGUCUGGCUAGCCUUCACCCAAGAACCCGUUGAGGAGAUUUCAUCAAGACAACAACACUUCAGAGAGGGAUUGAACACAUAACCACCUGCACAAAAAAAAACAGCUAACUACUAACCAUGAAUCUCGAGGUCCCCAAGUUGGAGAUCAAGUCUGCCACCCGUGUCACCGGGGGCCCUGCCACACCACGCAAGGGACCCCCUAAAUUCAAGCAGAGACAGACUCGCCAGUUCAAGAGCAAGCCCCCCAAGAAGGGAAUCCAGGGCUUUGGUGAUGAUAUCCCUGGAAUGGAGGGUUUAGGCACUGACAUCACAGUCAUCUGCCCCUGGGAGGCCUUCAACCACCUGGAGCUUAGCGAGCUGGCCAAGUAUGGUAUCAUCUAAAUCUUUCAGACCUCCACCAUUCAUCCCACAAUCCUCUACUUCCACGUCCAUCUACUUACAACCAAAGAUUGUGGAUACAUGAAGAUAGUCCACUCAAGCAGUUUACUAUUGUAAAAAAUAUUCAAUGUUCCCGUUUGUGGAAGUGGGUGUUCCCUCUCUUUCGUGAGCAUGCUUUCCCACGUGAGCUCACAGUUCCUCCAUAAUAACUGGCAUGCACACACGAGAAAUGAAACAGCUGGCUCUGGUCUAGUUAUUGUCCCUGAGCUAGAGAGAUGUCAAUCUGGGGCACCCCCUCCGCAGGGUUGGGGCAAUAACUAGACCAGAGUGUCGCCACCCCAAUCAGCAAAAAAUGAAGGUGGGAUGUGUCGCUUUCUCUACCGUCUCUGUUCAAACCAUCCAUCUGCCAAUGCCCUCUCAAUGUGUUUGACUGAAACUAUCAAAACAUAUACCAAAGUGAAGACCCCCCCCCCCCCCCAAAAAAAAGGAAAGCGGUACAGAAAAUAACCGUCUCCAUCUUUAACUGGAUUCUUCUUUUGUUUCUGCAGCUGCCAAAGUUCACAUACAACAUGUCUGCUCAUGAUUAGGACUCUGUUCUGGUAUCUCUGUCUAUCUUUAUCAGGUUUUCAGCGAUAUUCUAUCUAGCAUUAACCAGCAGCCAUUUUCCUUUUCUCUCCUCCCCUAUCUCCAAGCGCUUCUCUUCUUCUAUCCUCUUUUUUGCUCCUCUUCUUCAUGGAACACAACAAACAAUUUACGAAAAGCAAUGCAGCCUCAAAAGUUGAGUAAACAAACAAGUGACAUACCCGUGAAAUGGGUGGGUUCUCAUUUCACGUGCCUCGGCACUUCUUUUAUCAUCAUAGAUGAAAUCUGUCAUCGAUGCCGAAUAUCACACAUAUAAAAUCUGAUUCCGGUAGAGAUGAGACAGUUGCUUGUCAUGGCUGAGCAUAAUCUGUAGUCUGUCACUGGUACAAUGUGGAUGAAACAACAUCAUCCUCCUCCCCCUUUCCUCUCCCUCAGGAUCACCAAUCCUUCACUGGUACACACACGACUUUUAACAGAACAAGGAUUCUAUCAUUCUAUCGUCCCGUUUAACUCUGGCAUUCUUAUUUUCCACAUUUUGUAUAACAAAGAAGAAUUUGUGACUAUCUUUAUUAUGUAACGUAUAUUUUAACUAAGUAUUCUCAGGGAUAUAAACUUGUUUUAUGGCUUUGGAAAAAAACACCUUGUCAUUGGCAGUUUUGGCUCUUGCUGUCUUUACUUUUACCACAAGCAGCAUGAUAGACAUUGAAUGGCGAUGAAUGAAUGUGCAACAUUACUACAACAGAUGCAGAUUCCCCCACAAACCUCAGAUGUCAAACUUGAUUUCAAAUGUGAUUCUCACCUGAUAAUCUACCAUACUAGGUCACUGUGAUUGGGUAGUAGUAGUGAUGUCUUGUGUAAUCUUGUUUAGGUUACCUUCCCCAAUGCUCAUGUUGACGUCUCUUUGUUACUUUAUUUAGCUGGGCAUGUCAUCUCUAUUUCAUUAAUUUUCUCUAUAAUUCAUUCAUUCCAUCCAUAAUUUCAUCUCAUUCCACAAUUGUCAUGCUUACCAUCAUUUUGUUUGCUUGUGUUUCACUGUAGUCUCAUAUUUGUAUCGUAUUUCUUGAGAUCAAUGUACACUUAUGUAUACUUUGUGGCCAGUCACAUUUUAAUAGCCUAUAUAAUGUAUAGAUGUAUUUAUUUUAUUUUUGCAUGUUCACUGUCUUUUACUUUGUCCAUCGCAUGUUGGCAUUGUGUCUUGUGUGUAUUGUGGGUGUUGCACACUUAUUUUAUCAUUAUGUCAUCUUUUCAUUAUGUCUGUUUUAUUUUAUACUUGUCCAUUUGUAGUUUAUGUUGUGUAAUCAUGUAAAGACCAUCUUUCCUCAUCCUUAUCUCUCUAUCAUCUCAUCCAUCAUUCGUAGUGUUCUCACCAAAAAGCCUAGUUUUUCAUCAUCAUUGUAGUUGAUCAUUUAAUUUAAUCUCUAGAUAGAACAUUGACCUCCACAUUCCUUGGACCAGUCUGCACUGAUACUGGCCUACAGAGUGUACAUUCUUAGUUCUAUGCUAAAUUAUGUCACUGAUUUGCAAUAUGUUAUACCGGUUGAAGAUUACCUUUUUAAAAUGCCCUUAACUUAUACUGUUCCUAGGCCGUCAUUGAAAAUAAGAAUUUGUUCUGACUUGCCUAGUUAAAUAAAGGUAAAAUAAAAUAAAUAAAAAAUGUAUCUUACCAUUUUUCAUUCUUCUCCUUUUCUGGUAAAUGAGUUGAAGGCCAUGGAUAGCCUACAACAGCUAGUUUGUGUUGGAAUCCUCACCCUGACAGUGAAAAGUUACUUGAGGGGUUUGUAGUCUUGCAGGAUGGAUGUCCACGUUGUCUCAGUUUCUUGUGAAUGUAAAAUUAGUAGCAGUGAAUGAAUGGUAAGAAAUAAGGGAUGAGGAAGAUGGAUGCUUCAGCUGCCAACAUAGGCUACUCAUGUCAUCAGAGCUCUGUCCUUUGUACAGGAUCAAAUCAAAAUAAAGCUAAAAACAAAAGGAAAAUAAA